Messenger RNA from Psammomys obesus (fat sand rat), 3298 nucleotides. RefSeq names its product chloride intracellular channel 6 (gene Clic6). Gene Ontology annotation, molecular function: D3 dopamine receptor binding; D2 dopamine receptor binding; D4 dopamine receptor binding. The coding region runs from base 1 to 1794 and encodes 597 amino acids. Gene Ontology annotation, cellular component: plasma membrane. NCBI's taxonomy places the organism in Eukaryota, Metazoa, Chordata, Mammalia, Rodentia, Muridae. The record is from RefSeq and is a predicted model, not a curated record. The transcript has 6 exons.
AUGGCUGAGGCCGCCGAGCCCAAGGAGGUCGCUCCGGGUUCCCAGGGGCAACCUGAAGAUGCGGCGGUCGAGGGAUCAGUAGGACCUGAGGCUGCAGACCCGGAGGGGCGGGAAGCGAGCGACGGAGCCGCAGAGGCGCCCGGGGACCAGGGGGCGGGCGCUGAGGCCACGGCCUCGGGGAAGGAGGAAGGAGGCUGCGGGCAGGACGGAGGCUUCGGGGGAGCGCAGGCGCAGGGCCCGCGGGCUGGCCCCGGGGGAGAGACGCCGGGCGGUGGCGGAGCCUGGGGGGAAGCGGAGGCUGCGGAGCGCGACCCGGAGGGCGCGGGGGUCCCGCAGGGAGCGGAGGAAGCGCCGGGCGCCCAGCAGGUGCCGGAGACCAGCUCGGGGCUGGACGCUCAGGGCGAGGCCCCUGCGGUCCUUGGGGACCAUCGCGGGGAGCCGGAGGAACCCCCGGCCCUCGAGGCGGGGGAAGAGGCAGAAUCCAGCCUGGAAGCGCAGGGGGGCGGCGCGCCAGGGUCGCAGAUCGGUACAGAAACCCAGGGGCCCGCAGGGGACAGCAUGGACACUGAGGCACCCGCAGGAGGGGCGCACGGGUCAGAAGGUGAGCCGCCGGGUGGAGGGGAAAGCGGCCCUAGGCUCCAGCCUGACGCGGUUGAGGUCGCAGCCCCAGAGAUCGGAGGGCACGACCCCGGGGAGGUGGCGGUCGCUGCAGUCGCAGAUGCCACGGGGGAAGCGGGAGCCCCGGGGACAGACGGGUCCGAGGAGGCAGCUACCGAGGAGGCGAGGGUAGACGCCCGCGAAAAUGGGGACCAGGGUGGGCUCCAGGAGGAGACCGGGGAGGAAGAAGCGAGGCCAGAAGCCGGGUUGAAGGGACCCUGUGAGGAGGAGGAGAUCCAGGAGAAGCCGUCCGACCGCAGCCCCGAGGAAGAGGAAGCCAAGUCCACCGCGCAGGAGGAGCCCCGGGCGGAGCUCAGCAACCACGUAGCCGAGGCGCCCAGCGCCCAGGGUGGAGAAGCGAUGGAGCGGGUGAGUGGCCGCAGGGAGAACGGCCCAGCAUCCGAGGAGGGGGACCCGGGACAGGAGCACGACAUCACCCUCUUCGUCAAGGCUGGUUAUGAUGGUGAGAGCAUUGGAAACUGCCCAUUUUCUCAGCGUCUCUUUAUGAUCCUCUGGCUAAAGGGUGUUAUAUUCAACGUGACAACAGUGGACCUGAAAAGGAAGCCUGCAGACCUUCAGAACCUGGCUCCUGGGACGAACCCUCCUUUCAUGACUUUUGAUGGAGAAGUCAAGACGGAUGUGAACAAAAUUGAGGAGUUCUUAGAGGAGAAGUUAGUUCCCCCAAGGUACCCUAAGCUUGGAACCCAACAUCCAGAAUCCAACUCAGCAGGAAAUGAUGUUUUUGCCAAAUUCUCAGCAUUUAUUAAAAAUACCAAGAAGGAUGCAAACGAGAUUUAUGAAAAGAACCUGCUCCGGGCCCUGAAGAAGCUGGACAGUUACUUAAACAGCCCGCUGCCAGAUGAAAUAGACGCUUACAGCACAGAGGAUGUCACUGUUUCCCAGAGGAAGUUUCUGGACGGGGAUGAGCUCACACUGGCCGACUGUAACCUCUUACCCAAGCUCCACAUCAUUAAGAUUGUGGCCAAAAAAUACCGAGAUUUUGAGUUUCCUUCCGAAAUGACUGGCCUCUGGAGGUACUUGAACAAUGCAUACGCCCGGGAUGAGUUCACUAACACGUGUCCGGCCGACCAGGAGAUUGAACACGCAUAUUCAGACACUGCCAAAAGGAUGAAGUGACACUAGGCUGCUGCCUUUUCCUCAGGCGACGGAGCGAGGCUCCCGGGUUCUGUGCGUCAUCCCUGAAGCAGCUUUUGCGAAAGAAUGCUGACUCUCUAAAUGCCUCUCCAGGAUGCCUUGCAAUCUGUCUACCCAGACGUCUGUCCUACAUCUCUUCUAUGCUAAUGUAUGUCUUUGAGGUUCAGUGGUCUGGUAAUCCACGUUUAGGGCAAUAGUGUUGUGUAACUUGAAAGCAAAUUGGAUUUGACCUAAGUCCUCUUGAGUUUAAAGAUAGUUCCCUUGAUAGUUUUCAUAAUCACGUAUAGCUUGGUUUUCUCCUCUUACACAUAUGGUUAGAAGGAAAAUGGUGUUUUAUACUUCUGAAAUACUUUAGAAAAGUGUUAGAGGGUAUGAAGAAGAAACUCAAAACCACCUAAAGUUUAUUCUGUAUAAAUUCGACAACGAACUGGUGACUAUUUCCAGAACCGUCCAUCUUUCACGGAUAUACGUCUGUGCAUACACAUCACAUAUAAUUUCAUUCAUCAGUGGUGUGGCGUUUGUGUAGGAGACUGCUGAAGGAACCUUUUGGCACCUUCAUGGUCAUCACAGAAGACUUGAAACUAAGGAGCCGCACAGGGACUGUGGGGGACUGUGGAGCCCCGUGGGACAGCAGGAACGAGGGUGAUAGGACAGGGGUGUCUUGCUUCUGCCCCAAAGAUACUGUAGCCUGUGAGUCCAGGAAGGGUGUGGAGGAGAAGCUCUGCCUUGGGGUCAGCUCCUUUUUCGGUACCUUCUCUUCUCCCUCCCCCGGAACAACUGUGCUGUUGGGGGACUCUUCCUGUGGGCCGAGGCUUGGAGAUUCUCCCUGCCUCCUGUCACGGUGUGAGCCUGUUUCCUGGUCAUGGCAGGCAGUCCUUCAGGGAGGAUGAUGUGCCCGAGGCUAGCUCAUUGGCGUCUACUUUCUAGCUCACCGCUCACCGCUGCUCUUUCUGUCUCAUUCUGAGGCCAGGCCCAGGGGCAGGCUGCUGGGCAGCAGCCUAAUCACGAAUGAGAAAACGUGAUUAGAUGUCCUGCAGGGCUUCUCAGGCUUGCCCCUCCACCGUGCCUUCUGCAGGAAACGUCUCCUGGAUGCUUGGCUGGAGUGGUGAGCGCUGGAACCCUUAUGCACACAUCUGCUCUAUGGGCAGUUUGGAGUAAGAUCCUGAGGUUGGUUGAAGAAUGUCUCCUAAGAAAACAGUCUAAUGUGGCGGUCGCUUCAUUUUCUUGUUCCUUAGAAGCUGUGGCUUCAGCCCAGUAAUCUGUUUUUUGUCACCUAAAGAAGGUUUUCAGGGUCAUGUCCAGUCCAUGUCACUGUGGUCCACAUCAUUUCACAUCUCCCUAGGGAUCGGCUUUUUAAACUCGCUUUUACAGUGUGACAUUCAUUCUUGGUAAAUGAGUCAACGAUCAUGUGUUAGAACUGUUAACCUUGUUCUUUUAGAUUUUAAAAUGAUCAUAAACUGUAUGCCUUUCAAAUUAAACACUUUGA